Plodia interpunctella (Indianmeal moth) is the source of this 1274-nucleotide messenger RNA. RefSeq lists its product as uncharacterized. Lineage: Eukaryota; Metazoa; Arthropoda; Insecta; Lepidoptera; Pyralidae. The transcript has 4 exons. The record is from RefSeq and is a predicted model, not a curated record. The coding region runs from base 128 to 1252 and encodes 374 amino acids.
GUUAAUUCUGAAACACUAACAAGAUACCACGAGCAAAGCUAUUUGAUUUGAUAAGAUUGUAAGAAUCGUAUGUGCAUCGAUCCGUGAAAUUAAAUCUCUGAAUUGGACAUUUUGUAUCAAAUCCACCAUGGUGGCGACCAUGUGGUCUUCCAUUUAUUUUUAUAUUACAUGUUUUGCUUUUUGGGUUCCAAUAACACAAUCUGUAUCAACAUUAAAUAGACGUGCAUUCUUUUUUGACCAAAGUAAUGCUGAAAAUGAUUUAGCAGAUUUAAUUUAUGAAAAAUCGUACUAUCCCAAGGAGAAAUCUUUACCAAAAAAUACAAUUGUUAAAGACACAGAUGACGACGUUACAUAUUUAAUCUCCAAAUUAUCUGAUGAUGAAUUAAUGAAGUUGCUAAAUAGUCAACCUAAAAAAACAGAGUAUGAUUUAAAUGACAUUGCCAAAAUUGUUUAUAAUUCACAAACAAACUUAGAUAGCAAGUUUAAAACUGAAGUAAAUAAAAUUAAGAUGGAUAGCAAGCUAAAUCACAAUAUCUACAAUAAGGCGGACAAUGAAAAGGAAAAUUCUCCAGGGGCAUUUUUCAAAUUAGAGCAUAAGGCCAUUGAUCCUUACACUGCUGGGAGUAAUAAUGACCAUAAUUAUAAAGCAUUGCAAAAAUUAAAUGACUUCUUGUAUAACUACCCACAAACACUUAACGUAGAUAAAAGUACAGAGGAUGUUGAAAAAAAAGAACAGCUUUUUGACGUUCUCGUUUCACAACUGAAAAAUUUAUGCUGUAAAAAAAGCAAGCCGGCAAAACCUCAAUCUAGAUUCAAUUUAAUAUCUAAAGAACCUGAAAAGGUAUCUAAUGAGUAUUUAUUUUUGAUUAUUAAUGACGAAAUAAAAAGUAACGUCAGCGAUGAACUUAUAUCAGUUGAUCCGGAUAGCCUAGCGAUGAAUAGUAGUGUUCUGUUGUUAGGACCUAUAUCAAGUCCGUUAUCAGAUGGCCAGCUGAAGUUUGUCGUUUCUCGUAUAGCAGGGGAGCUAUCAAAACCAGAAUAUUUGCCUCUCUUACAUCAACUAGCAGACGGCUCUCUUAGCGAUCAAAAUAUGAAGAUAAUGAAAAGUUUGGUAACUGGUCCUGAGACCAGAAGAUACAUUAAACCACAUAGAUGUAAUCAUCAGUCUAAACUUGCCAAAGUUUAUGGUGGUCCUAAGUGGCUCAUAUGCACUGGAUACUUAAACUUGAAUGGACCCAGUCUUUAUGAUUAAAACUCUUAACAUCACAAUAUAA